This is a messenger RNA of Aspergillus brunneoviolaceus CBS 621.78, 2301 nucleotides long. RefSeq names its product putative peroxisomal membrane protein Pex17 (gene pex8). The record is from RefSeq and is a predicted model, not a curated record. The coding region runs from base 1 to 2127 and encodes 708 amino acids. NCBI's taxonomy places the organism in Eukaryota, Fungi, Ascomycota, Eurotiomycetes, Eurotiales, Aspergillaceae. The transcript has 4 exons.
AUGGCAACAGAGCGCUCCUUGGGUGCUCUUCUUCGGUCGCUUCAGACCUCGUCUGAUUUGCAUGAUGUCCUCGCCUUGCUUCCGACGGCAACGAGCCUCUUAUAUGUGCUUGGAAACCCAUUGAAUAUCACCCUGCUUGCAUCAAAUCUGCUAGCCGCCCCGGCCUUGUGGCAUGGUCCUGUCGAUCUUCUUGCAUGUCGAAAGAUCCUCAGCGUCUACAACACUGCCGCCAUUGCACUUCUGCAAAAUGAAGAAUCGGAGGAUAUUAGAGUCUCGUACAUGAAGCCUCGGAAGAUUGAGCGCGAAGAUUGGGUCAAGGCGGUAGUCAACGGAGCGAACGACAAGUCGCCGCGAUGGCGACAUGUUAUUCUGAUUGGCGGGAUCCUACUGGGCUUCGAAGGCCAAAACAGACAGGGUCUGCCAUCGCAGGUCCGGAGGAAGCUUGAGUCGGCUCUCGUGACGGCCGCUCAAUUUGCUCUCGAGGAUUUGGAUCCCCAGAAUGAGGUUGAUGGUCGGUGCAUCACCAUGGUGCUGAACUAUACCUUCGAGCUCAUAUCCGACUACGAGAAAAGCAGGCUGGACUACGAUCGCCUAUUGCCAGUUAUGGUCAAUGCGACGUUCGCAUCGCCGGAAGGCCUUGAAGGAGGGUACUUUCUUGGGACCGUUGACAAGGAUGUUGUUGAAGCGCCUGGGAAACGGUUUCAGUGGUCGCCACAAUCCGAUACCUUUCUUCGCGUGUCGGCAAUUUCAUCGAGUCCGCUCGUGUCUGCCUUGGGCCCUCUGUCCCGACUCAUUGCCCACGCGGUUGAGAAUGUUCAAGAUCCAGGGUUAGUCGCACGAUCCAUGGAUCAAAUCACGGACUUUGUGCGGACGUUGAUGGUUCAGUGGCGUCAGAACAAACUGUCGGAAGUCGAUCGGGCUGAAGAGGCGGAAUUCCUGGAUCCGGAGUCGCUAAGGAGCACAAUUCCGGGGCUCUGGAAACUGCUUCGCAACUGCUUGUAUUCGAUCGUGAUUGUUCUUCGGGCUGUUCUUGGAAGGGUUCUCAAUGACCAUAUACUGGCUGCUCAUCAAAGUGCGCCGUUCCUGUCCAUGCAAGCUCUACACAUACUUCGCAACCUCUAUUUCAUCUCGUCUCGCAUUGGUCAGAAUGCUUCAUCGCAGCAUGUGUUUGUGACCUUGACUGCGGUGGAUAUCCUUGCGCAAUACCCUGACUUGACCGAGAACUUCCUUCGAAGCAUCAAACCCAGUGAGCUGGGUCAAAUCCCUGCCCAUCCGGUGGAAAGAUGCUUGGAUCUCUUCUUCCUCAAUACUUCCGAGCUGUUUACUCCCGUCUUGUCUUCCACGUUCAGCGAGGAGCUGCUCAUCGCUGCUGCCACGCCGUAUCUUCCGGCAGGCGGCAACAACCAUCUGCUCGAGAUUUUCGAAGCUGCCCACAGUGUGGUGUUAGCUGUAUUCGCCAUCCCCGGCAACGCAACUAUUGCAGCCAAACACCUACCCUUCUACAUCGACAAUCUUUUUGCCGUAUUCCCCGACAACCUCUCUGCCCGUCAAUUCCGCCUCGCCUUCAAAACCGUCAUCCAAGUCACGGCACCCCCUUCUCCGAUCGCCAACAGCCAGCCCCUUUUCCCGUCUGUCCUCUUGGAGGUUCUCUACGACCGAGCCCUGCACGCCACCUCCGACAAACUUCUCCCGCAGCCGGCGCCAGGCGACGCUGACGAAGGGGGUUCCGAGCUCAACGCCCCGCCGCCCGUGACCGAGCAGGCGGCCCUCACGCUGGCUCUGAUCGACAGUCUCUGUUUCCUGCACGUGGACGAGCUGGAGGACUGGCUUCCCCUCACGGCGCAGCUGCUGACUGCGAUUCGCGCGCCGGACAUGCACAAGCUCUGCGUGGAGCGGUUCUGGGAGGCCCUGAGCAACGGCGAGAUGGACGUGGAGCGCGCCCAUUUCUGCGUGGCGUGGUGGAGCACGUGGGGCGGGCGCGAGAUGGUGCUUUAUGGGGCCGCCGAUCUGAGUGACUCGGUGACUGCUGCGACUGUGGAGGGAGAGGCCGGGGCGGGGGCGGAGGCUGAAGGGGCGUUCAUGAUGAGUGGCGCCCUUGGAAGUGUUGCGAGGGAGAGUAAGCUCUGAGCUGCCCGCGUUCUUUACGGAUUGUAUAUACAGAAGGGAGAUGGAUGCAUGCAUGCGGACGUUUGUUGUGCAAUGAGCUUGAGCGCAAGGGCGUUUAGAGUUGGUUUUGCUUUUGCUUUGGGAUAUUUGAUACCACUCACGCGACUGUUGAACAUAAACUGUGAAUAUAUUUAU